AGCGCGCGGGGUCUUGUUGCGGGGAAAAAAAGCGCCAAGUUCUGUGCCGGUUGCUAGGAGAGAAUCUGCGGGAAAUAAUCAAAAUAAUACUUUGGAAGAACAGUAAUAAAUACUUUACGAAUAACGCAUGAGUAGCGUUUUCAUGACGCGUAUGUAGUAGCACCGUGUCCUUGUGCUGAUACUGUGGAAAGCAGCAACACGAUGCCUGGCCUUGUACAUAAUGACAACGGGGCAGCAAAGGGCAGCCCUCUCAAGAAGAACCGAUUGUCUCUUAAGUUCUUCCAUAAAAAAGAAACUAAAAGGGCGUUAGAUUUCUCUGAGACACAAGAAGAGGAAGAGACUGCUCCAGAACCGGUUGUAGCAGAAAGUUGUGACCAGGUUGUACCUGCACCCCUGCCCUCAUCCCCUCUUCUCUAUGAGAAAAGGGAAAGCCUGGUACCUUUUGUGGGUUUAAAUAACCUUGGCAACACUUGCUAUCUUAAUAGCAUUCUACAGGUAUUGUACUACUGUCCUGGCUUUAAAACUGGAAUCAAGAACUUGUACAAUUUGAUCUUAAAGAAAGACAAGCAAAAGGACAAUGAGGUGAAAAAGGAGGAGAGGGAAAAUGUUCAAGAGGAUUUACCAACAAAUAUUGAGCUGCUGGUCAGUUUUCAUAGUCUGGUGGUAUCAUUGGAUCAACUUCAGUCCAGCUAUCUGCUCAAUCCAGAGAAAUACACCGAUGGGGAACUUGCCGCGCCACCAAGGAGAUUGCUCAACACACUUCGGCUGCUCAACCCCAUGUAUGAAGGAUAUCUACAGCAUGACGCCCAGGAGGUGCUGCAGUGUAUCCUGAGUUACAUCCAGGAGGCUUGUGAAACCUUAAAGAAAGAGCACAAGAGUCAGGUGGAGAAGCCAGGUGACGGAGGUGAAGAGGACUGCCAGCAGGGCUUUCUGGGGGAGUGCAGCGCACCGCCUGCCAGCAGCGCAGAGGGGGAAGGUUCAGUGAAGGAUGACGAGAGACGGGCGAAUGGGAAGCGGAAAAGCGACACAGAGGCUGGCAAUCUCAAAAAGAAGCCUAAACCUCUCAAAACACAGAAGCCAGUGGAAGAAAAAAAACACUUCACCCGAUCAAAAAGGAAGUCUUCAAGUGAUAGCGGGAUAGAGACUGAGAAGGAAGGCAUAGACGACGGGAAUGAUCCUGAUGGGAAGAAUGAAAAUGAUAUCACCAGACGUGCGAAGAAAAAGAAACAUCACAAACUUGGCUGGCUGAAGUCUUCAAACAAACAGCCCAGUAUCUUCUCUAAGUUUCGCAGUAUGGGAAAGCUGAGCACACAUUCCAGACAUAAAGGGCCGGAGAAAGAGGCUGAGGAACUCAAGAAUCCUGUGGACUCGGUGAAAGUUGAAAACCAAGAAAAUGCAGAGAACUGUGCUUUGAAUAAACAAGUUAAUAAAACCAUGGAAGAAAAAGAAGAGUGCAGUUCUGCAGAGCAAUGCUGUUUUGAUCUGAUGGAGAGGUUGUUUCAGGGUCAGCUGGUGCUCCGAACCCGGUGCCUGGAAUGUGAAUGUUACACCGAAAGGAGAGAGGAUUUCCACGACAUCAGUGUGCCGGUACAAGAGGAUGAACCUUGUACAGUUGAAGAUAGUUCAGAGAUCUCUCCUGAACCCAAGAUGGAAUUAAAGACCCUGAAGUGGGCAAUAUCUCAGUUUGCAUCGGUAGAGAGGAUUGUCGGGGAAGACAAAUACUUCUGCGAAACAUGCCAUCACUAUACAGAAGCUGAAAGGAGCCUUUUAUUUGACAAAACUCCAGAAGUUGUAACCAUUCACCUGAAGUGCUUUGCUGCUAAUAGUUCUGAGUUUGAUCCCUAUGCUGGACCGUCGAAGGUGAACACUCCUCUACAGACGCCGCUCAAGCUGUCGCUGGAGGAGUGGUGCACAAAGCCGUCCAAGGAGCACUAUGAAUUAUUUGCUGUAGUGAUGCACAACGGAGUCACCAUCAGCAGCGGCCAUUACACAACGUAUGUUAAAAUGAUGGAUCUUGGCAGUGUAGAAAUACAAAGAACGGACCUCAAAGAGGAGAGUGGAGCGGACUCCCUUAAACCAGAGCCCUUGGAUGAAGAGGAGGCCAGGGCUUUUGAUCCACAGGACUACGAUGACGGCGAAGUCUCAUUUAGUGUGAGUGGAAAAUCGCACGGCCCGGCACAGAAAGUCAAUGUCAAGAAGUCUUUAGAAGGGGUUGGGCUCCUUGGAGGUCAGAGAAGCAUUUCAAACUUUGAUCUGGCCAGCAGCAAAGCAGCGAACUCUGAAAAGACAGUCGGUGCUCUAACAGAUAAUGGAAAAUGUGAACGAAGCUCUGCAAACGAUCAUUCGGACAGUCUGUGUAAAAAUGCACAGGAAUGCGCUAUUGUGAAUGGAAAUGGCAGUAAUGAAUGUAAAGCACCUAGCAGCCAGGCCCCCGAUCCAGUCUUGUGCAAUCUGUUGGACUGUGAGGGGAAGUGGAUGCUUUUUGAUGACUGUGAAGUGAGACUUGUUGAAGAGACAGAGUUUUUGAGUUCAUGCUCGCCAGCCUCGUGUUCCACAUCCACCCCUUAUCUUUUGUUCUAUAAAAAAGUUGUUUAAAAAUGGCCGUGUUUAUUUAUGGCUACAAACUGCUUCCCCCCCACCUCCAGUCUCUACUUCAGUUUAUAUAUUGUAAAGCACAAUUGUGUAAAAUAAAAUUCACUGUCCUUUACACAAAAACAAUACACAUUUUCAAUAGAAAAUAUAUUCAGCUGUAUGAAUUUUUGUGUUAAAGCAUGUUCUAUUCUGUUUCUUUGUACAGUAUAUUGGCACUUAAACUGUAAUGUAAUUGUUCCUUUUUAACCUGGAUUGUGUUUGUGUGCUACGUUUGCUAAAAAGACCAUAGAAAAAGUAAAUAUGUUUCACCUGAACUAUACAUGGUUUUAAAAUUUUAUAUAUAAAUAGUGCAUUUUAUUAUUCUAGACAGGAUUUUGUUGUUUGUUUUUUUAACAGUAAAUGUUCAUGAAAGGUCCUGUUGGGCAAAACGUAAAGAAUUAACAUUUUUAUAUGAAGAUAGAUAUAUAUUAAGCUAAAACACAUUUC
Polyodon spathula (Mississippi paddlefish) is the source of this 3078-nucleotide messenger RNA. RefSeq names its product ubiquitin carboxyl-terminal hydrolase 1-like. Gene Ontology annotation, cellular component: nucleus; cytosol. The record is from RefSeq and is a predicted model, not a curated record. NCBI's taxonomy places the organism in Eukaryota, Metazoa, Chordata, Actinopteri, Acipenseriformes, Polyodontidae. Bases 202 to 2595 code for a protein of 797 amino acids. The transcript has 9 exons. Gene Ontology annotation, biological process: regulation of DNA repair; protein deubiquitination. Gene Ontology annotation, molecular function: cysteine-type deubiquitinase activity; cysteine-type endopeptidase activity.